This is a messenger RNA of Nicotiana tabacum (common tobacco), 3004 nucleotides long. The record is from RefSeq and is a predicted model, not a curated record. NCBI's taxonomy places the organism in Eukaryota, Viridiplantae, Streptophyta, Magnoliopsida, Solanales, Solanaceae.
GAUGGAAGCUCUUCGAAGGGCAAAGGAAAAGCGGUUAUGAAGCCUGCUCAAGGAGAUGGCAGAGAACCUCAAACAAAAAAUGCUGCUCGGAGAAAAGCAGCUUUGGAUAAGGAUACAGAGGUGAAACCUGUUAACGGGGACUCUUCUUCAGAGGAUGACGAGCUGGAUAUUUCUCCCGUUGAACUUGAUGAUGCUUUGGUGAUUGAGGACGAUAUGUCUGACGAAGAUGACCAUGAUGAUAUGCUGAGGGAUGAUUCUCUUCCUGUCUGCUUGCAAGAUGAAGUGCAUGAUGUUAAAUUGGUGGAUUCCUCGGAGGAUAGUCCUCUUGCACAGACCCCAAGUGAUAGCCAUACAAAUGCUGGUGGUGGUUCUAGGAGCAGAACCUCCGCUGGGGGAUCUGAUUCCAUUGAGUUCAGGAGUAGGAAUUCCUACAGUUCACGGGGUGCAAUGUCAUUUGCUGCUGCUGCCAUGGCGGGACUUUCAUCUGCUAGUGGUCGAGGUGUGAGGGACGCUAGAGAUCAGCACGGGCGCCCUCUAUUUGGCUCUGGUGAUCCACCAAAACUAAUAUUUUCUGUUGGUGGAAAGCUGCUUAAUAGGCACUUGACUGUCUACCAGGCUAUCCAGCGGCAGCUUGUUCUAGACGAGGAUGAUGAUGAGAGAGAUGAUGGCAAUGAUUUUGCAUCCAGUGACGGAAGUAGGGUUUGGAGUGAUAUUUACACUAUCACAUACCAAAGGGCAGAGAGCCAAGUUGAGAGGUUGAUGAAUGGGGCUGGGAGCUUAAUUUCUUCCAAGUCUACGAAAGCCAGUUCUUUGGAAAGUUCCAGUGUUGAUCCCUCCUUGCUUCAAGCAUCAUUGUUAGAUAGUAUAUUGCAGGGAGAACUUCCUUGUGAUCUGGAGAAAAGUAACCCUACUUACAGUAUUUUAUACCUAUUACGUGUAUUGGAGGCGCUGAAUCAGCUUGCCCCCCGUUUGCGAGUCCUUUCACUGAUUGAUGAUUACGCUGAAGGAAAAGUUUCUAGUUUAGAUGAGGUCAAUACUACGGUUGUCAAAAUUCCUUAUGAGGAAUUUGUCAAUAGUAAGCUCACUCCGAAAUUGGCACGACAGAUCCAGGAUGCUCUUGCACUUUGUAGUGGGUCUCUCCCAUCUUGGUGUUACCAGUUGACAAAGGCCUGUCCAUUUCUUUUUCCAUUUGAGACUCGGCGCCAGUUCUUCUAUUCAACUGCUUUUGGGUUGUCACGCGCUUUAAACAGGCUACAGCAACAGCAAGGUGCUGAAGGUAAUGGAUCUACUCAUGAGAGAGCAGUUAGAGUUGGUAGAUUGCAGCGCCAGAAAGUUCGUGUCUCAAGGAACCGCAUUCUGGAUUCUGCUGCUAAAGUAAUGGAGAUGUAUUCUAGCCAAAAAGCUGUUCUUGAAGUUGAAUAUUUUGGUGAAGUUGGUACUGGCUUGGGUCCUACACUGGAGUUUUAUACCCUUUUAAGUCAUGAUCUUCAAAAAGUCGGACUUGGAAUGUGGAGGUCUGGUUCAUCAUCAACGUCAAAUGGACAUUCGAUGGAAGUUUGUGUAGAUAAUAAAUUAAGUGGCAGUGAUAAAGAUCUUGUCCGAGCACCUCUUGGAUUAUUCCCACGUCCCUGGCCACCACAUGCUGAUACUGUUAAUGGAGGUCAAUUCUGUAAGGUAAUUGAACAUUUCCGCUUGCUUGGACGUGUUAUGGCCAAAGCUCUUCAAGAUGGACGGCUUAUGGACCUUCCACUGUCUACUGCCUUCUAUAAGCUUGUUCUUGGCCAAGAGCUUGAUUUGUACGAUAUUCUUUCUUUUGACGCUGAAUUGGGGAAGACUUUGCAAGAGUUGCAGGCUCUUGUUAGUCGAAAGCAAUAUAUAGAAUCUAUGGAAGAUCAGAACCAAGACAAGUUUUAUGACGUGCAUUUCCAUGGGACACCAAUUGAGGAUCUAUGUUUAGAUUUCACACUUCCCGGCUAUCCUGAAUAUGUUUUUAAAGCAUGCGAUGAGAAUGUGGAUCUCAGUAACUUGGAGGAAUACAUUUCUUUGGUAGUUGAUGCUACUGUCAGGUCUGGAAUCAGGAAGCAAACGGAAGCUUUUAGAUCUGGCUUCAAUCAGGUUUUUGAAAUUUCAACUCUACAAAUAUUCUCUGCUACAGAGUUGGACUACUUGUUGUGUGGCCGUAGGGAGUUGUGGAAGCCCGAGACGUUAGUAGAUCACAUUAAAUUCGACCAUGGGUACACAGCCAAGAGUCCUCCCAUUAUUCACCUACUAGAGAUUAUGGGAGAGUUCACACCGGAGCAGCAACGAGCAUUCUGUCAGUUUGUCACUGGUGCUCCCCGGCUCCCUCCAGGUGGUCUUACUGGUCUGAAUCCUAAGUUGACAAUUGUGAGGAAGCAUUCAUCCACUGCUGGCAAUGCAGCACACAACACUAAUGCACCAUCAGAAUCUGCAGAUGAAGACCUACCUAGUGUGAUGACAUGUGCUAAUUACUUGAAACUUCCUCCCUAUUCAAGUAAGGAAAUCAUGUACAAGAAGUUACUCUAUGCCAUUAAUGAAGGUCAAGGAUCUUUUGAUUUGUCAUAAGCCAAUAGUGACAAAUGGACUUGUGUAUAAAACUGGAGAGAAUUGGUGCUUCUGGUCCUCGGUAAUGCCGCUGUUGACCAUCAUCUUCAAACUAACAAUAGCAAGCUGACAUUGAAGCCUUGUUCAAGAUUUCUGAGGGGUUAUUUCUGCUGCUGUGAAGCUUGUUCAAGAUUUAUGCAGAAGUUCUUUCUGCUGUAAAUUUUCGUAAAUACGUAGCAAGAUUCUUCAUUUUUGACUUACUGAGCUCGUGAAGUACAUAAGUGUAUGGUUCUUCCUUUUACUUCUCACAGAUUUGAAAUUAUAACUUUCCUUCGACAUUUCAGCUGUUUGUAAUACAUUGUAAUAAAUUCCAUUGAAGCUCACACCAACACACGGCCCUUGUCAAUUGUUGUUGUAAUAAUUGGCUAUUAGCGAUUGAACA